AGUUCCUUCUUCCUCAAUUAUACAUUAUUCUAGCACAUACCAUGGAUCUUCAAAACCUUAUCUCUAUCUUCACCACCUUCCUCUUUCUCUUUAUGCUAUUGAAAAUAGCCAUUAAGAAAUUUAGUUCUUCCAAGGAUAUUACCAAUUUACCCCCAGGGCCAAGAAAGCUACCCAUAAUAGGAAACAUGCACAACCUUGUAGGAUCAAUGCCCCAUGAAUGCCUAAGAAACUUAGCAUCCAAGUAUGGACCCUUAAUGCACCUUAAACUAGGAGAAGUGUCCCACAUCAUAGUUACAUCACCUGAAAUGGCACAAGAGAUUUUGAAGACUCAAGAUCUCAACUUUUGUGAUAGGCCAAACGUUCUCUAUCAAAGAAUCAUGGCUUAUAAUGGCACAAGCGUUGUCUUUGCCCCCUAUGGAGACUAUUGGAGGCAUGUACGAAAGAUAUGCACCAUGGAGUUAUUAACAGCAAAGCGUGUUCAAUCUUUUAGGCACAUAAGAGAAGCAGAGGUUUCAGAGUUGGUCAAAGCAAUAUCUCAAAGUCAAGGCUCCAUUUUUAAUAUCUCUCAAAAGAUUUUAUCAAUGACCUAUGGAAUCACGGCUAGAAUAGCAUUUGGAAAAAAAUAUAGUUACCAGGAAGUUUUUAUAUCAUCUUUUGAGGAAGCAUUGCAAAUAGGAGGCGGAAAUCGUAUUGCUGAUCUGUAUCCUUCAAUUAGAGUAGUGCUUGAAAUGAUGAGUAGAGACAAGACUAAGCUUGAAGAACUGCAUAGAAAGUCUGAUAAGGUAUUGCAAGACAUCAUAGAUGAUCAUAGAAAUAGAAAAGGUGGCAAUAAAUGUGAAGAAGAAGAAGGUAGUGAAGAUCUAGUUGAUGUUCUUCUCAAGUUUCAACAAAAAGACUCUGAAUAUCCCUUAACUGAUGAUAACAUUAAAGCAGUCAUUCAGGAUAUAUUUGCUGGUGGUGGAGAAACAUCCUCAGCAGUUGUGGAAUGGGCAAUGGCUGAAAUGAUAAAGAAACCAAAAGUGAUGGAAGCUGCACAAGCUGAAGUUAGAAGAGUUUAUGGUAGCAAAGGGUAUGUGGAUGAAUCAGAAUUGCACCAAUUGACAUACCUUAAGUCUAUCAUCAAAGAAACCUUAAGGUUACAUCCAUCUCUACCAUUGUUAGUUCCUAGAGAGAACAAAGAACCAUGCCAAAUCAAAGGGUAUCAAAUUCCAGCCAUUUCUAGAAUUAUUAUCAAUGCUUGGGCAAUUGGAAGAGAUCCAAGGUAUUGGGUUGAUGCCAUGGAAUUUAAGCCAGAGAGGUUUGUUGAUAAUUAUUCAAUUGAUAAUAGAGGCACAAACUUUGAAUUUAUUUCAUUUGGUGGUGGAAGAAGAAUGUGUCCCGGGAUUGCAUUUGCUACACCAAACAUGGAGUUGCCACUUGCUCAAUUGCUUUAUCAUUUUGAUUGGAAGCUUCCCAAUGGAAUCAAGAAUGAAGAACUUGAUAUGAGUGAGUUGUUUGGGAUCACUAUAAGAAGAAGAAAUGAUCUCUGCUUGAUUCCCAUUAUUCAUCAUCAACCUUAAUUAAUAUAAAUUAUCCCUAGAGUGAAAAAAUUAAAAGAGUGAUUUUAUAUAAGAAAAGUAUAAGUAGACAAUGAAAAUACUAAAUAAUGUAAACAAUAGAUAUAUCAAAUGUUUAAUUCACUAGGUAUGCAGAUGGUUAUCCUAAUAUUAAGAUUUAGGUGGGUAAUUUGGGGUAUAGUGUAUUUUUACUUUAUUGGGCCAAUUUUAGAACUCAUUGUUCACAAAAGUCAUUGUCUAUCUAACAAAGUCUUUUCAUAUAUUGGAAAUCAUUGAUGAGACCUUUUGUGA
Molecule: messenger RNA, 1847 nt
Organism: Arachis ipaensis
Lineage: Eukaryota; Viridiplantae; Streptophyta; Magnoliopsida; Fabales; Fabaceae
Source: RefSeq, a predicted model, not a curated record